Entrophospora sp. SA101 is the source of this 141-nucleotide messenger RNA. The record is from the annotation of a GenBank genome assembly. NCBI's taxonomy places the organism in Eukaryota, Fungi, Glomeromycota, Glomeromycetes, Entrophosporales, Entrophosporaceae.
AUGGAAUAUUAUCGUGACUCGGCACCAAAUAUCGACUCAGGCACUAUAGACCAAAUGGAAGCAAAGAAGCUACGUUUUGGAUUAACGAAACAAGGAAACCAGGUUGAAGUAGCGGAUUUAACUAUAGAAAAGGAUAGAUGA